Messenger RNA from Durusdinium trenchii, 1585 nucleotides. NCBI's taxonomy places the organism in Eukaryota, Dinophyceae, Suessiales, Symbiodiniaceae. The record is from the annotation of a GenBank genome assembly.
AAGCAAUGUUGCUCAAGCCUAUGACACAGAAGUAUGAACUGAAGCCCUGCCUUGCUGUUUGAGCUGGCGGGCGUGUCACUUCCGAGCCGCUUUUGCCAGGUUCUCCUUGUGAAAUGGUCCUGGCGCUGGCAGACGGUCUCCCUUCCAAGGGUCCUCAACAUCCGCAGACACCAACAGAACUGAUUGUCGCAGAGUUCAGGAGAUAUUUGAAGUCAUGCCAGCCAUGCGAAAUGCAGAAACUGGGAAUGCUGCCAAUCUGGAAGAAGCUUGGACGUGGCCUAGGCAAGCUGAGGGGUUUCCUGCAAAAGCACAGCUUCUCGGUUGAUGAUCAGACGCUGCUUGUCCAGCUGGCCACUCCGACUUCUUCCCCUCCACAGCAGUCAAUGGCAGUACCAGCCAAGGCACGACCUCAACCACCGGCUGAAAUACCAGUUGCAUUGACCAAAGAGUUCACUGAUGCUCAAACUGUUCCACUACAGGCAAGAGGUCUUGAAACAGUUCCGCCCUUGGGUACAGAUAGAGCCAGUGAUUCAGUGGUUUGCUUAAAGAGUUUGAUUCAGCCAGAAAGUGGCAGCUUGAUUUGGGUAGAUCCAUCUGAGCUCCGUUGGACGCACAACAAGCUGCAGCGCCUCUUUACAUGUGGACGGGCGCUGUCAGAGGUUGCUCAGCAGUUGCGGAGUGGUAGAUUAGUAGCAUCAGACCUGCCCAGGAUCAGUAUUGUCUUUCAUUCUGGAAAGUGGUACUCCAGAAACAAUCGAAGGCUUUGGUGCUUGAAAGCUGCUGCCAUCCGUCGAGUUGAGGUGGAGGUGGGCAUAGUUGAUCAGCCCUUUCUGAACGGUUUGACCACCACCACCGACGGCUUGACGGUGGAGUUUUGGCCUCCAUGCCGCCAGCAGCGGCGUGUGGACGGGAGUUUCCCAACCUGAAAGGCGUUCAGACGCAUUUGUGCGUCACUCAUCAUGCAUCAGCCUUAGACUGGGACGACAAUGCCUCCGAGGCGUCGUCAGAAUCAUCCGAGGCAUUGUCCGAGGAUGGCGCUUACGGUGAGGAUGGUAUGUGGUAUUCAGAAACUGAAUGGAGCUCUUACUUUCGAACGCGAAGUUUCUGGAUGAACGAUGAGUGGGGCCGAAGCCCCUUGUGGCGUGCUGCAGCAACAGGCAACAAGGAGUUGGUAAGGCGACUCAUUGGGCUCGGAGCUAUUGUGGAUGAAGUGGACUGUGAAGGUGUUUCUCCUCUGCUUGGGGCCGUACGUCGGGGUCAUUUCCGAGUGGCGGAAAGACUUCUUCGGGCAGGAGCUUUUCAGCAACCCUGGACGUGGACAAAAAGAAAGGGGAAGCGGUGGCACCCCUUAAAAGCUGCAAAGUAUUCAAGACUUGUGAGCGCCGUCAAUCGCAACCAGCGCAUUUCGGAUGAAAAGCUGAACAAGCAAAUAACUAUUCCGCACAGGAAGAAGCAGAAAGGAACUAAGACUUCGAAGAAGAAGAAAAGUUGAACCCACACCCAGGAACGGGAUAGUGUAGAGAGGAGUCGCCACCCAAUGCUUUGUUUGGAGAUGACUUCCACGUGCAAGGCUUGCAAAGGCAAC